AUGCUCUCCUCCCUCCACCACAUCGCCUCCCUCUACCACUCCUUCGAACACCUCCGCCACACCUACUUCUCCGCGCACGACGAAAUGGCCACCUCGUCCUUCAACCGCGCCGUCGAAACCGUCGAGUUCCUGCGCCUCAAACUCCCGCCGCACCUCAGCAAGCCGCGCGUGGCGAUUGUUUGUGGGAGCGGUUUGGGUGGUUUGGCGGAUACGGUCAAUCGCGGUGGUGAGGGUGAUGUGGUUGAGACGUGGGAGUAUAAGGAUGUGCCGAAUUUUCCUGUUUCGACUGUCGCCGGCCAUGAAGGUAAACUCAUCUUCGGCACAAUGGGUGCAGAGCGAGUACCAGUGGUACUGUUGAAAGGACGUGCGCAUUUCUAUGAAGGUCACGCUAUGGAGACCGUCACUUUCGCCACUCGCGUCUGCAAGCUUCUCGACGUGCAAACCAUGAUCCUUACCAAUGCAGCCGGAGGCCUCAAUCAAGAGUACAGCGUUGGCGACGUGGUCUGCCUCAACGACCAUGUCAAUCUGGCCGGGCUUGUUGGUUUCCACCCCUUGAGAGGACCGAACGAAGAGGACUUCGGCGUACGCUUCCCUCCGCUAUCAGACGCUUACGACAUGUCUCUCCGACAGCUUGCCCACAAGUCCUGGAAGCAGCUGCGGGAGCAAUUUCCUAACCAACGACGGAUGCACGAGGGCGUCUAUGCUUUCGUCGCAGGCCCCACUUACGAGACUCGAGCUGAGUGUCGUAUGCUGCGGAAUCUGGGAGCGGACGUCGUUGGCAUGUCGACCGUGCCGGAGAUCAUCGUGGCCAGACACUCUGGUAUGCGCGUUCUGGCAUUCAGUCUGGUGACCAACAUCUCCGUCCUCGACGCAACUGUGCGUGCCGACGAUCCGGAGGUCAAAGGCAUGACUGGCGAGGAGCUCGAGCAGUACAUGAGCCGUGGACGUGCAAACCACGAGGAGGUGCUGGAGGCCGGGCGAUUGGCGGCGCUGGACAUGCAAGGUCUGGUCCUUCGCAUUGUGUCUCAGCUAUAA
Molecule: messenger RNA, 1035 nt
Organism: Zasmidium cellare ATCC 36951
Lineage: Eukaryota; Fungi; Ascomycota; Dothideomycetes; Mycosphaerellales; Mycosphaerellaceae
Exons: 3
Coding region: 1-1035 (344 amino acids)
Biological process (GO): nucleoside metabolic process
Cellular component (GO): cytoplasm
Molecular function (GO): purine-nucleoside phosphorylase activity
Source: RefSeq, a predicted model, not a curated record